Messenger RNA from Hyaena hyaena (striped hyena), 2707 nucleotides. RefSeq names its product MINDY lysine 48 deubiquitinase 1 (gene MINDY1). The coding region runs from base 836 to 2233 and encodes 465 amino acids. Gene Ontology annotation, cellular component: cell periphery; cytosol. The transcript has 11 exons. Gene Ontology annotation, biological process: protein K48-linked deubiquitination. Gene Ontology annotation, molecular function: cysteine-type deubiquitinase activity; cysteine-type carboxypeptidase activity; K48-linked deubiquitinase activity. The record is from RefSeq and is a predicted model, not a curated record. NCBI's taxonomy places the organism in Eukaryota, Metazoa, Chordata, Mammalia, Carnivora, Hyaenidae.
CCAGCGGCAGGCGGAGGGAGGAGAAAGGGUCUGUUGUUUUCCUCUCCUUGUUUCUCUCUCCCUCACUGCUGAUCACCAGGCGGCUGACCGGAGAGAGAGAAAGGAAAAAGAAAAACCACAAACUUCCUUUGAAAACCACCGGCUCGUAGUCCGGGCCUGGAGCGCGCGCCCUAGACUCUGCAACUCAGGAAUCCUGAAGACGCUCCGGGGGACCUGGGAGCAUCUGGGCUGCGCCCCAGCCUGCCCCCACCCUUCUCUGGUGACCCCAGUCGUGGGCGUGGGUCCGGAAGUGGCCUCCGCCACGCCGGGACCGCCGCUCAUAAACCUGUGUAGACCUGUGUAAGCUCUGGCCUUGACAGCUGGGAGGCAGCUGGGACUCUGGCGGCGCCCCCCAUUGCUCCCCCAUCGACCUGCCACGGCUGGACGGUCCUCCUCGGUCCUGGAACGGCACCCACGUCUUCAAGGAAAGCCGACCCCAUCCAAUGACUUCAGUCCCGCCCAAAUCCCUCCUCCCAACCUGAAAGCCCUGUCUCCUCAUUGGUCCCAUGUGGUCACAUGCAGUUAGAGGUGACAAGACCUCAGGCUGGGGGGCCUUCUGUUUACCCAGCUAAGUAAGAGAGACAUGUGCUCCCCAUAGCCAGGAGUGACGGCGCAGAGACUGUGCAGCCUUCCACACUAUAUUCCUUUAACAAGACUUUUCUGGGUCCAUUUGCUUUCCAGCCCAAUGACUUCCUCCUUAUUGGAUUGGUCUCUUUUCCACCUACCAAUCCUAGAUUAGGCAGCUCCCUGAGGGCAGGAAAGUCCUUUGGUGCCCCUCAGGUGACCUCUUCUGACCAUGGAACACCAUCAGCCUGACCAUCCAGCCUCUGGCGAGGCUGGGACUGUAGAGGCAGUCGGCCCUGAACCCCAUGAGGUCCUCUCACAACCACCAGGUGAGCACCCCCGGGACAAGGAUGCCAGAGAUGCUGAUGGAACAGCCAGGGAACAGGAGACAGUCGACCAAGCUUCGCUGCUGGUCCAGGGCCAGGAUAACCUUGAGUCAGCUGCACCUAAUGCUAGCUCAAGCCAACUGGAGCCAGCCCAGGGGGCACAGCCUGAGGUAGAGACAGAGGGAGCAUGCUCCAGACUCCAGGAGCUCCCCCAGCCACCCAGGGCCCGACAGCCAGAGCUAGAUUUCUACUGUGUGAAGUGGAUUCCCUGGAAGGGAGAACGGACACCCAUCAUCACCCAGAGCACCAACGGCCCUUGCCCCCUCUUGGCCAUCAUGAACAUCCUCUUUCUUCAGUGGAAGGUGAAGCUGUCCCCUCAGAAGGAAGUGAUCACAUCGGAUGAGCUCAUGGCCCACCUUGGGGACUGUCUCCUGUCCAUCAAGCCCCAGGAGAAGUCAGAGGGACUUCAGCUGAAUUUUCAGCAGAAUGUGGACGACGCAAUGACAGUUUUGCCUAAACUGGCCACAGGUCUGGACGUCAACGUGCGAUUCACAGGGGUCUCUGACUUUGAGUACACUCCCGAAUGCAGUAUCUUUGACCUCCUAGGCAUACCUCUGUACCACGGCUGGCUUGUUGAUCCACAGAGUCCGGAGGCCGUGAGCGCGGUUGGGAAACUGAGUUACAACCAGCUGGUAGAGAAGAUCAUCACCUGCAAGCACUCUAGCGACACCAACCUUGUGACAGAAGGCCUAAUCGCCGAGCAGUUCCUGGAGACUACCGCGGCACAGCUGACUUACCACGGACUGUGUGAGCUCACGGCAGCGGCCAAGGACGGCGAACUUAGCGUCUUUUUCCGAAACAACCACUUCAGCACUAUGACAAAGCACAAGAGUCACUUGUACCUGCUGGUCACAGACCAGGGCUUCCUGCAGGAGGAGCAGGUGGUGUGGGAGAGCUUGCACAACGUGGACGGGGACAGCUGCUUCUGCGAUGCGGACUUCCAUCUGAGUCAUUCCCCAGGCAAGGGGCCCGGAACGGGAGGUGGAGGCGGCUCCCCCGAGCAGCAGCGGCAGGUCGACCAGGACUACCUAAUCGCCUUGUCCCUGCAGCAGCCACAGGGCACGCUGGGUCUUAGCGACUUGGAGCUGGCCCAGCAGCUUCAGCAAGAGGAGUACCAGCAGCAGCAAGCUGUGCAGCCCGUGCCGGGACGGAGCUCCCCGCAGGGGAGAGGAGCCAUGUCCGGACGUCCGGUCGGGGAGCGCCGGCAGAGGCCAAAGCAAGAGUCAGACUGUGUCCUCCUGUAGCUGCGCCCUACUCCGGGGCUGCCCUCCCAGCCUCUACUUUCAGAGGCCGUGGCUCCUCUGCUUGCUCCCCCAGCUCUAGUCCUGAGAUAGGCCGGGUAACUUCUUUCCGGACAGCCGGGGAUCAGAGCAAGCAGUGAAUGCCAACGUCAGACUCGCUAACGUCCUGCCCUCAUGUGCUGCCACCUUUUCUGCCUCCCAGUUAUCCAGGGCAACAUAGGGGUUGGCGGGGUGGGGAGGUGAGGCCUUCCGGUCUCCAGCUCCCCUUCCCCUCAACAGUCACACUAAUAUACGGACUCGAGCUCCAGGGUGAGGGCUCCGUCUAGAACGCGCCUCACCUACUUCCCACCCCUGACUGGGUCUCCCUGCUGACCCUGCAGGCCUGUCUCUGAUCGGUUCAGGGUUUGAUUUGGGUUUCUAUCUCCAUUAUUUGUAAUGCCUUCCUAGGGGUUUGGAAAUAAAACAUCUUUCCUGAGA